Cercospora beticola is the source of this 791-nucleotide messenger RNA. RefSeq lists its product as uncharacterized. The record is from RefSeq and is a predicted model, not a curated record. Lineage: Eukaryota; Fungi; Ascomycota; Dothideomycetes; Mycosphaerellales; Mycosphaerellaceae.
CCAAUAUUUGGCAACCCUGCCUAUAAUAAACUCUACUUGCAACUCAUCCAGACCUCAGCAGUAAAGAAUUUGUGAGAAGGACAAUGGCACCAAAGAUUUUCAUCACUGGCAUCACUGGCUACAUUGCUGGCGAUGCCUUCUACGCUAUUCACAAGGCACACCCAGACUACGAAUACUCGGCACUGAUCCGCACGGAGGAGAAGGCUGGCAAAGUGAGAGCUUCGUAUCCGGAUGUGCGCGUGGUGAUCGGCGGGCUCGACGACAGUAGUAUCAUCGAAGAAGAAUCUGCAAAAGCCGAUAUUGUUCUUCAUGCUGCGGAUGCUUCCGACCACGAGGGCGCCGCAAAAGCUAUCGAAGCCGGUAUCCUGAAAGGCCACAGCGCCGAAAGGCCCGGUUUCUGGCUACAUACAGGCGGCACAGGUAUCCUCACCUAUUUCGACUCCAGCAAAGAGCGCUUCGGCGAGGAGCCGGAUCGCGAGUUCAAUGAUUGGUCUGGCGUCAAAGAACUCACGACACUUCCAGACGACGCUUUCCAUCGUAAUGUGGACAAAAUUGUGCUUGAAGCAGGGACGAAGCAUGCGGACGUGAUCAAGACUGCUCUGGUAGUAGUAAUGCAACAAAGACCAAUGGUUGGAUUUUCAGCGUCCUCGUCACGUCUGCGCUGCAAAUGACUCUCCCACCAUCUCCCGAGCAUUAUCCCUCUUCCCCAACGAGUAACACGUUGCUCUCAGUGCCAUUGUGUUCAAGGUUCUUACCGAACCCUAAUCAUCGGUUGUGCCCACGCGCCGUUC